Molecule: messenger RNA, 3969 nt
Organism: Lolium perenne
Lineage: Eukaryota; Viridiplantae; Streptophyta; Magnoliopsida; Poales; Poaceae
Source: RefSeq, a predicted model, not a curated record
GAUCGAGCAGCUAUGACGUAGAAAAAGAGGGGCACACCAAAACAGAGACAUAUAUCAAAUCCAAAUCCCCCUCUUUUAAUCCGCUACACUGAAAGUACAAAUCACCCUCCGAAUCAUACCUCCCCCUCCAUCAUCAUCAGCAGCACACGAAGCGAGAGAUAGAGAGAGAAGAGAGAAGAGACAGAGAGAGAGAGAGGGACACAGAAGAGAGAGAGUGGUGGCAUGACAGAGAUAUGCUGAGCGCAAGGUGUUCCACGUCCCAGGAAGCCUGCCGAUUUCUAAGGUGGAGCGGUGCAUGCGUCUCCACGGCGGAUGGUCCAGUUUCUUGAAGGACAGAGAGGAAGAGCGGAUCAUCAGAAAAGGCAACCAGAUUUUCAUUUGGGUGGGAAAGGGGAAGUUCUGUUGGCUGUGAAUAUCCGGGUCCAUCCACAUUUGGUAGUUGUUUCCAUCUUUGGAGGGCGGAGAACUCGAUCUUGGUCCUGGUCUGGUGUCGGCGUGUUUCGAGGGUUCUCUGUGAAGAAACAGAGGAUCGGAGUGGGAUUGUUCGGGAACUCUGGUCUGUCUUUCCUGUGAAUUGUGAGAUUCUGAAUCGCUGGAGGCGGAAGGACUGAAACUCCAAGGUGUGUGGUCUGCAUGUCCGCUCUGCUCUCGCAUCUUUCUUUCGCGUGUUAGAUCCUUCUGAAGUUAUUCCUUCCGGCGCUCCAAGUUUACCGAUUGUGGACGUGAAUUCCAAGUCUCUGGGGGAAUCUCGUGGGAACAGAGGAAGCACACGGCAAUUGCAAGAAGGGUUUCCUUUUGAGGGGCUAUCAGAAGAUCAUUCGCAUCUGUCUCUGCUCGUCUUCAGUUCGUUUCUUCGUUGCUCAAGGCCCAGAGGUUGGAUUUUGAGGUAUCUCUGAAUAUCGGUGCCAAGUCUCAACAGGCGCAAACAAGGCAAUUCAGAGGAUUCAGAAGGUCGGUUUCCAACUUCAGAAGGUGGAUUCUCUGAUCGGUAAACAGGUUAACUUUCUGAAGAGUCCUUGGAACAUAACACUGUUUGGCCAUGUUGUCCCCCAACAUGGCAAAGAAGAGUUACAAACAGCGGACCGAGAAGGUUCAGGUUGGUUGCAUGUCAGGGCUGAUCCGCAUGUUCGACUUCCGUCGUGGUCAGAAAUAUCUUUCAGAUGGAAGCCGACGGAUCGAUAUAUAUUCAGCUAUAAGGGGCCUAAAAGGUUCUGAAGACUUCCACCGAAUUAUGGCUACAGAUAAUGACAGAAACCAUGGGGUUGAAGCAAUAUAUGCCAGCAGGACAAGUAUCAAAGCACUGAUGGAAGAAGAGAUGGCCAAUGGCACACAGCCCUUGAAGCAACCACAAAGAAACACAUUUGGGGUAUUCUCUAAUGAUACAAAGUCCAUGAAUUUGCAUGAAGGAUCUGAUAUUGACCUAAACUUGGCUGCUAGUCUCAAGGAAAUUUACAGAAGUCAUAAUGAAAGUCAGGGCAGUAGCGAUUCAACCGAAUCUGGUAAUAUUUCUUAUUCGAUUGACCAAGAGAACAAUGCCAAUGCUGCCGCAAAGCCCAAUCAGAUCCCCUAUAUUAUUCAGAAAGCACUAGAAGAUGUGGCUGAAGCGGUAAUAAACCACCAAUCAGCGAAUGCUGAAUACAUAACCACCAGUGGUGAAGCUAGGUCCAAAGAAUUGGUUGAUGCACUGCAACUGCUGAGCUCAAACAGAGAGUUGUUUCUGAUGCUUCUGCGGGACCCAAGCUCUAGACUGUUACAAUGCCUCCAGAACCUUUACACAUCACUAGGAGGUCCCAAGCUAGAACCGGCAGAACCUGAUGAAGUAACUAAGUUGCAAGGUGUGACUAACAAUAUAGAGCAGUCGGAGGUUUCGCCAUGUAAAGGGCAGAGAAAGAAUAGUUCUUUCUUGAAAGAGGAUAAAUUAGUCAUAAGGAAACCAUCACAGCUAAAUGAUAUUUCCCGUGGCCAUAGCACAAUAGUAAUCUUGAAGCCAAGUCCUGCAAGAAAUCAGAGCAGUCUGAUCUCAAGUAGUGUAACUUCUUCGCCACUAUCAAAUCAUAGUAAUUUGCAAGGUCAGGUCGAAAGUGGCAAACCUGGUCACCAUUUCUCUCUUAGAGAGCUUAGAAGGAGGCUAAGGCUUGCCACCAUGAGUAGUACUUUUCAGAAUGCUGAUCCACCCAAGCAGUUGGCUGCCGAAAGUAUGUCGAUAAGUUCAGAAAGUACAGAUUCUUCUGACUGUGAGAUAGCUAAGCAACCAUCCAUUGAUGACAAGGAAACAAAGUUUGGAGAUAGUGGAAUUGGCAUGGGAAAUGAUGCCACUCAUGGUGUUGGCUCGUUCUCCUAUGAAAAAGCUAGGAAGCAUCUAAUUGAGAAGCUAGACAAUCAAGAUGAAUACAUUUAUCAGACUUUACGUAAAUCAGAAUCCAUUGGGAGGUUAAUUUCAUAUCCGGAUUAUGACACGUUUUCUCCCAGUCAUUUACCUACAGAGGGUACUACUGUAUCUCAGGAAGCGGCAGACUCAGGGUUACAAAUAAUUGAGCACGAUGACAGUUCAGCAAAAUUGAUCCCACCAAGCGAAUACCAAGAGACAGUAUCGACGGAUGCAAGCACUUCAGCUACUAAACAGUUGGAUGAACUCAGGGCAGAUGUGUUGGAGGAGCACACUAUUUCUCAGGAGCUAAUAAAUGAAGAUGUUAAGAACAUGCAGGGUGCAGUGGAAAACCUACAACUCUGUAACGAGGUCGAGGACUCAACUGAAAGCUUUGAAGAAAUAAAUUCAAACCAGUUCUCCUCCGAGGAACCACAUCCCAUGAAUGGGUUACCAGAAGUGACCCUGCAUUCUCUUGAGGACCCUGUUGAGGAACAAGACGAUCGUAGUCCAUCAGCAGUUGUUGGACUAGCCAAGCCAGCCAUGUUGGCAUUUGAUUGCUUGCCAGAGAAUCCUGAUGACAAAGAGGCGAAACUUAGUCCACAAUCUGUUCUGGAUUCUUCCUUGGGAAAUAGUUCUAGUCCUAGCCAGAAAACGCGAAAACAAGAUGAGUUGUCGAUGCCUAGCUCAAAAGUUCUUUUCGAAGAACUUGAUACUCCUUCAUCGCCAACCUUGCAGAACAGAUCGGAAACAACUAUUCUUUGUGAUAAAUAUGAAAGGGUUUCCUUCAUUAAAUCCGUGCUAGAAGCUUCAGAAUUGCUGGCCAAGGGAACUUCGGAGAGGUGGUAUAUGGAUGUGUCAGCGCUUGAGACAUCUGUACUGGCUGAAAUAGGAAUGUCAUACUGCCUGACAGACGAUGUGGUUCUCCUUUUUGAUUGUGUUGAAGAAGUUCUUCUCAAGAUAAGUGACAACUUCUUUGGUGGUAACCCUUGGGUAGCUUUUCUGAAACAAAAUGUGAGACCAGCUCCACUGGGAGCAGAACUCAUUCAAGAGGUGGCUAAGUGCAUCGAUUCGAUUGUCGACGCUGAACUUCCAAAAACACUGGACCAGGUGGUGAUGAAAGAUUUGGAAGUUGGGCCGUGGAUGGACCUUCGAUGCGAUACUGAAAAUGUUGCUAUUGAGGUGUGGGAUGGUGUGCUUGAUGACUUGCUGGAAGAGAUGGUAUUUGACCUGUGGCUUUAAGAUUGUAGAUCUCUGUAGUCAUCCAUGAAGCUGCAACCGACAAAUCUGAAAAGGAUCUUAUAGAUUUAGCAGUGUUUUCUUUGCUGAAGAAGAUGAAGGUUCAGCAGUGUUCUGUUAUAAGGAGAGGUAAAGUCAGUAUUGAUAGAUUUCAACAGAUUAUAGAGUUAGUCAUCAUUUCAUCAUGACAGAGUUAGAUUCCAUCUCCGGAUGGAGUGAAUAACAGUUUUUCGUGCAGCCGAGUAGGCGAGUAGCUGUGUCCAAACACCAGGAAUUGGUUUGUUAUGCUCCUUUUCUCAAUCCCCGUUCGCUGUAAAAUUGUGAAAACAGGAAAAAUAAAUCUGGCUGUGCAUACAUUGUGCCUU